Molecule: messenger RNA, 1186 nt
Organism: Trichoderma virens Gv29-8
Lineage: Eukaryota; Fungi; Ascomycota; Sordariomycetes; Hypocreales; Hypocreaceae
Exons: 5
Coding region: 1-1053 (350 amino acids)
Biological process (GO): pyridoxal 5'-phosphate salvage
Cellular component (GO): cytosol
Molecular function (GO): pyridoxal kinase activity
Source: RefSeq, a predicted model, not a curated record
AUGUCCUCUGACUCACUGCUUGCGCCGCGAGUGUUGGCAGUUGCCAGCCAUGUUGUCUCAGGCAACGUGGGAAACAAGGUCGCCGUUUUCGUGCUCCAAUCAUUGGGGUUUGAGGUUGCUGCUCUGAAUACGGUGCAGUUCAGCAAUCACACAGGUUACAUGCAAUGGACGGGGACAAGGGCCACGGCACAGGAGAUUACCGAUCUCUACAACGGUCUGAAGCAGUCGUAUCUGGAUGACUUUGACAUGAUGCUCUCCGGCUACAUCCCCGGUGCGGAGGGUGUCACGGCAGUGGGCAACAUUGCAAAGGGACUCAAGGAGAAGUUUCAGAAUUCCCCGGGCAAAUUCUUUUGGGUACUGGAUCCCGUCAUGGGAGACAACGGGAAGCUAUAUGUGGCACCGGAGGUUGUGCCCGCGUACAAAGCUCUUCUCCCGUAUGCAGACCUGAUACUGCCGAAUCAAUUUGAAGCCGAACAACUCUCAGACGUCAAGAUUGUAGACAUGGACAGUCUCACCCAGGCCAUCCAGGUGCUUCAUGAAAAGUUCAACAUCCCUCACAUCAUCAUUACCUCAGUCAGCUUCACAACCCCAGACCACCCGCCCUCGCACCUCUCCGUUGUCGGCUCUACCAUGACCUCAGACCACAAGGCUCGAACCUUCAAGAUCGUCUUCCCGUCUAUAGACUGCUACUUCUGCGGCACGGGCGACAUGUUCGGCGCUCUCAUCACAAGCCGCAUCCGCGAGGCCGCCAGUGCUGUUCCUGGCCUGCGCAGCCGUGCCAGCUGGGUCAGCGACGACGAUGUUGCCGCAACGGACCUGCCGCUAGCGAGGGCGGCGGAGAAGGUUUUGGCUAGCAUGCACCAGGUGCUGGCCAAGACGCGGGAUGCGAUGCCCGAGGUGAUGGAGAGAACUUGGGCGUUGCUGCAGACGGAUGAUAGGAACGACGAGAAGAAGGCGCACUAUGUCAAGUCGAAGGCGGCGGAGCUGCAGUUGGUAACCAACUUGGAUAGCCUGCGAAGCCCGAGUAUAUCAUUUUCGGCGAUGAAGAAUUAGAUUGGGGUGGUAAAGAGAAAAAAAAGAAAGGAAAGCGAAUUGGACAUAGAUGGAAGGGAGGCGGGCGGCGUAGAAUCAAUUCUUUUUGUGUCUAGUAUUCAUUGUUAUAGACCUAAAUCGGACGGCUGUCUUU